This is a messenger RNA of Eruca vesicaria subsp. sativa (arugula), 989 nucleotides long. The record is from the annotation of a GenBank genome assembly. NCBI's taxonomy places the organism in Eukaryota, Viridiplantae, Streptophyta, Magnoliopsida, Brassicales, Brassicaceae.
AUGAGCGCGUCAAGGUUCAUAAAGUGCGUUACUGUCGGAGAUGGUGCUGUCGGAAAAACCUGCAUGCUAAUCUCUUACACUAGCAACACUUUCCCCACUGAUUAUGUGCCAACAGUUUUCGACAACUUUAGUGCUAAUGUGGUUGUAGAUGGCAACACCGUCAAUCUUGGCUUGUGGGACACUGCUGGUCAAGAAGACUACAACAGGUUAAGACCUCUGAGUUACCGUGGAGCUGAUGUUUUCAUUCUUGCCUUCUCCCUCAUCAGCAAAGCUAGCUAUGAGAAUAUCUCUAAGAAGUGGAUUCCUGAGCUCAGGCAUUAUGCUCCUGGUGUUCCCAUUAUCCUCGUUGGCACAAAACUUGGUAACAAGACUCUUUCCCUAACUGAUCUGACCAUCUUCUUCUUAACUUUUUAUUACAAAGUUUUGUAUGAUCAUGUGGUGUUUGUAGACCUUCGAGAUGACAAGCAAUUCUUCAUAGAUCAUCCUGGUGCUGUACCAAUAACUACAAACCAGGGAGAGGAACUGAAAAAACUGAUUGGGUCUGCUGUCUAUAUUGAAUGUAGUUCUAAGACACAACAGAAUGUGAAGGCAGUGUUUGAUGCAGCCAUAAAAGUGGUGCUUCAACCACCAAAGCAGAGGAAGAAGAAAAAAAACAAGAACCGUUGCGCCUUCUUGUGAUUAAAAAGAAAAUCUCUAGGUAACCAACUAAAAAGAAGAAUGAUGAUUUCAACUAUUUGAUUCCUCCCCCAUUUUAAUAUAAUGAUCAUUCCGAUUUCCGACAAUGAAGGGAGACAUUUGGAGUAGUUUUUUGUAUGUAUAGUUGCUUAAAACAAGUUGUGUUGUUUGUGUCUUUUACUCUCUUUGCUGGUGAAUCGUUUGUGUUCUACUCUUUGCUAUGUAGUCUAAUCUCUAUCUCUCUUCUCUUUCAUUCUUGAUGGGGAUCAUUAUGUAUUUGACAUAUGAAUCUAAUUAAUAUUGCUAUCUUUUAC